UAUGCUCCAUCAGAUGUUGACAUAGUUGAAUUUUUGGAUGAAAUAAAUGUAUCUUUUAAUCAUAUUUGUAGUAGGUACCCUGGGCUUCCGUGGGUGGUAGGAGGAGAUUUUAAUGCUAGACUAGCCAAUUUAAACCAAUUGAAGUCGGAUAUUUUGAAUCUUAAUAGUAUUUUUACAGCGGAAAGAAUAUCCAGAGACAAGACCACUAAUUCUAGAGGUCGAACUUUGGUCGAAUUUAUGGAUAGUUCUAAUUUUGUAUUGUUAAAUGGACGAUCUCCGAGUGAUACUCCUGCUAAUUUUUCUUUCACGGGAGCUCAGGGCCAUAGUGUGUUUGAUAAAGUCUGGUGUUCGUGUGAUGAUGGUUUGUCUUUGUUUUGUGACCUUCAAGUUUUGCAGCUCCCCACUCUCUCCGAUCAUCUUCCGGUCACGGUGUUGUUUGCGGAUCACUAUUCUGGGGUAUAUCAAUCGGAUGGGGACGAUGGUUUACGUUUUCAUAUUUUCAGGGCGGAAGCUUUCACCCGCGCAAUGGAAUGGAGUGGGGAGGUGUCGCACUUGAAUGGAGAUGUUGUAAACUUGAAUUCAACACUUACUUCGACCAUAAAGAAUGUUGCAAAAAAUUUAGGAAUGACGCGCCCUCCCAGACAUGGUAGAUUGAUAAGCAAUAAUAAGCCAUGGUUCGAUCGGGAGUGCAGGGAUGCAAAACGACGUGUUUUUUUGAAGUUAAAAAGAGCAAAAGCAAAUAACUUAAGUAAAGAAUCUAAAUUAAAUUUUUUGAAAGAAAAGAGAAAUUACCGCUCUAUUUUGAAAAGUAAAAAACGUACAUAUAGAGAUUUGCGCAUUAAUAAAGUUGCUAAUUGCAGAAAUUCGUCAGAGUUUUGGAAAAUAGUUAAUUCGUCAAGGGGUGGUCGAUGUAAGCAGGGGGCGCAAGUUGGUGUUGCAACAUGGACGGAAUAUCUGCAUUCCUGCUAUCCUGUGACGCCGAUGGUUAAUGUUAUGCCUGAACUCAGAGGAGGACCUUUUAAUUUGCUUUUAGAUUCAGAAAUUACGUUUGAGGAGGUAAUGAAAUGUAUAGCACACAGUAAAAAAGGAAAGCAAAAAAGUUCAGAGGUCUCUAAAUCAAUUAGUAGCGCGAGGAUGGUGGUUGGGGGAAUCCUGAAAUCUAUUCUCUCAUUGGGUAUGGACUCUUGGAACGCAUACACUAAACUUUUUCAAAGCUUAGCGGUAAGCGGAUUGUUUUAUGGGGUCCAGGUGUGGGGAAUCCGACAUUUGGACCAGUUGGAAAAAGUUCAAUUGAUAUUUUACAAAAAACUCUUACUUUUACCGUUAAACACGCCCGAUUAUGCUGUUAGAGUAGAAACGGGGGCUGUUCAUUUGGGUUAUGGGGUACUUUCUUUAAUAUUGAGCUGGAUUCAAAAAAUUUCAAGAAUGGAGUCUUCCAGAUAUCCUAGAAAAUGUUUUGAAAGACUCAGGGCUUUAUCAUUGAAUAAUAUUUUUUGUGAUUUUAACUGGUUUACGCAACUGAGGGUUUUCUUUGAAGAUAAUGAUUUAAAUAAUAUAUGGUCGGAUCUCUCCCUGGAUAACAUUGAGACAUCCAGGGGUGCAAUCUUAGAGAGAUACGGUAGACGCCUGAGAUCCUUGGACGAGUCACGAUGCGCGGCAUCGAGUUCCCUCUGCAUUUACCCCUGCCUUCCUAUUCACCCAAACACGCAACCGUAUUAAUUGUUAAAAUUUUGAAUGAACGUAUUAUACACGAAAUGUAAAUAAAAUAUAAAUGUUUUGCUGAGGUGUGAAUACUAAUAUUAUCAUUAUGUAAUGAGACUUCGCUCGUAUAAG
Molecule: messenger RNA, 1833 nt
Organism: Leptopilina heterotoma
Lineage: Eukaryota; Metazoa; Arthropoda; Insecta; Hymenoptera; Figitidae
Exons: 2
Coding region: 238-1719 (493 amino acids)
Source: RefSeq, a predicted model, not a curated record